Rubroshorea leprosula is the source of this 1986-nucleotide messenger RNA. Lineage: Eukaryota; Viridiplantae; Streptophyta; Magnoliopsida; Malvales; Dipterocarpaceae. The record is from the annotation of a GenBank genome assembly.
ACUUCCUCUGAGAAAGAAACUCCUCCUCCCAAAUCUAGAGAGAGAAGGGAAGAGAGAUAUGCAGAUGAUCUCCAAAGCUUCAUGUACUAUGGCGGCCUUUCCUUGUUCAAAGGUUAGGAAACGGCUUUGUGUUUGGCCAAGCAUGAGACAAUUUUGUCUCAGAAAGGGCCUUGUCUAUGGGUUUAUGCACUUAUUAUCAAGACCGUUAAAAACCUUGCGUGGAGCUAGUCGAUCUCUUAGAGUUGCAGAAUUCUGCAGUGUUUCCAACAUGUCUUCAUCAUUGCAAAUUGAAUUGGUGCCAUGUCUCAGGGAUAACUAUGCAUACCUUUUACAUGAUGUAGACACAGGCACUGUUGGAGUUGUUGAUCCGUCUGAAGCCUCACCACUUAUAAAUGCUUUGAGUAGGAAGAAUUGGAAUUUGAAUUACAUACUUAAUACUCAUCACCAUUAUGACCAUACUGGUGGGAAUUUGGAGUUGAAAGCAAGAUAUGGUGCUAAGGUGAUUGGUUCAGCAUUAGACAGGGACAGGAUUCCAGGUAUUGAUAUAGUUCUAAAUAAUGGGGAAAAGUGGAUGUUUGCAGGUCAUGAGGUGCAUGUCAUUGAAACUCCUGGUCAUACUCGAGGACAUAUUAGCUUCUAUUUUCCUGGUUCUGGAACAAUUUUCACGGGUGACACUUUAUUUAGUUUGUCAUGUGGAAAGCUUUUCGAAGGAACUCCCGAACAGAUGCUUUCUUCCCUAAAGAAGAUCACAUCUUUGCCAGAUGAUACACAUGUAUACUGCGGUCAUGAGUAUACGUUGAGUAAUUCAAAGUUUGCAUUGUCCAUAGAACCCAACAAUGAGGCACUCCAGUCUUAUGCAGCUCAUGUAGCACAACUUCGUGGCAAGGGGUUACCUACGAUUCCUACUACACUAAAGAUCGAGAAGGCAUGUAACCCAUUCCUUCGCACUCCUAGCACUGAAAUCAGGCAGACAUUAGGUAUUCCAGUCACAUCAGAUGAUGCAGAAGCCUUGGGUAUCAUCCGCCAUGCAAAGGAUAAUUUCUGAGAUUAGUUACAACUGAAAUCCAAUAUGUGUAUGAGAGAGGUGAGCUCUACAUGCGUGGAAUAACGAAUAAGCUCUAUCAUGUCAAUAUAUUUUUUUAAUAUUGCAAGGUUCUUUUGAAAUUUGCAUAUAUUUUAUUUGUAAUUCAAAAGAUAUAUUCUUUUACCCCUUAAUGUAGUUGGGAGAAAUUCAUUUAAACACUUAUUCUGUUUAUAUUCCUUGUAAUCAUGUUUCAUGCUUUUUUUAUUGGCCGCAGCUUCAAUGUUGCAUGCUUCAUGGUCAAUCACCAUGUUUCUUCUAAAUUACAGUUGUUGAAUUAUACGCAACUAUCUAUGUACCAAAAAAAAUUAUACGCAACUAUCUUCUAAAUUGGAUGUCUCUUUAGCUUGCUUUUCUCAGUUGUACGUCACAUUUGUCCAUAGAAGUAUCAUGUUGAAUGUAGACUUCCUCCAAAAUUGGUAUUGACAUCACAAGCUUGAUUUGGUCAUUGAUCUCCCCUUUUUAUGAUAUAUCUUUACAGAUCUCGUGGGUGAUGGCCUUUUGCUUUAGCCUUUUGUGUUAGUUGUUUUUGCUUUGGGGUUGCUUUGAGCUACUAUAAUGGAUAGGUAUACCAAACACUACUUGCCCCUUAGUUUACUCUUGCCCCUUCUCAACUGAUUCCAACCUCUUAAGCAAUUGACAAAUUGACAUCAUACCUUUGAAAUUGAUAGCAGUUUGGUUGUUUGUUUGUUUUGGGAACAUGUGAAAGGAAAGGGAAACUUUUACUAAGGCAGGAGUGUGCCAGCAGGGAUCGAACUCAGCCACAGGCUGACGAUAAUUGGUGCAGUGGUGCGCUUCCAACUGGGCGGCCGAGUGCUGGUAUCUUAAUCUUAUCUACUCGCGCAACUUUUCCACGUUGCAUCAGGAAAUAAUUGGUGCAGUUUAGAUAAAAUAUUCGCAAUACU